AUGCCUUUCUUCCCGCACGUGUUCUGCCGGAAGAGAUUUCUGCAAAUUUAUUGGACGUUGUACGUUGCCUCAUGCCAUGAUGCCUCUUCAGGUCAGCCGUCAACUCGUGGAAGCGAAAUUGGAGACGUUCUGCAGUACAUCGACGCGAAAUGUCGAGAGCAUUUCAGAGCCGGCCCCAAGAUUUGCAUCGACGAGAGCACCGUUGGAUUCAAGGACAGUGUAUCUUUCAGAAGCUACUAUCCACAGAAGUCAACCAAAUCGGGCAUGCAUAUUUACGCACUUGCCGACUACCAAACGGGGUACAUUUCGGCAUUUGAGCCCUGCUACGGCAGCACAACAACUGACAGUCUCAGCUGCCCCGAGCUGCCCUUCACCUGCCAGAUUGUUCUGCAGCUGCUCCAGAAAGUGCAACAAGAUACGCCGGGGAGUGGCUACUAUCUCCGUACCGACAGAUUUUACACUUCGCCAAUGCUUGCCGAGGAGAUAAUUAGACAGAAAAUAUUAUUGACAGGUCCCGUGAUGCCGAAUCGCAAGCAAAUGUCACAGCAGGUCAAAAAGAAGCUAAACAAAAGUGAAGUGGCAGUUUACAGAAAAGGAGACUCCUACAUGGUGCUUCCUUGGAGAGACAAACGUCAAGUCGCCAUGCUUACUUCUGCCGACAAUGUAUCUAUGAAAGAAGUCACGAAGACACAACAGGAAGAAAGUGACGAUGAAUAA
Messenger RNA from Rhipicephalus microplus (southern cattle tick), 717 nucleotides. RefSeq lists its product as uncharacterized. The record is from RefSeq and is a predicted model, not a curated record. NCBI's taxonomy places the organism in Eukaryota, Metazoa, Arthropoda, Arachnida, Ixodida, Ixodidae.